This is a messenger RNA of Meyerozyma guilliermondii ATCC 6260, 1911 nucleotides long. RefSeq names its product fungal specific transcription factor domain-containing protein. The transcript has a single exon. The coding region runs from base 1 to 1911 and encodes 636 amino acids. Gene Ontology annotation, biological process: positive regulation of transcription by RNA polymerase II. The record is from RefSeq and is a predicted model, not a curated record. Lineage: Eukaryota; Fungi; Ascomycota; Pichiomycetes; Serinales; Debaryomycetaceae. Gene Ontology annotation, molecular function: zinc ion binding; DNA-binding transcription factor activity, RNA polymerase II-specific. Gene Ontology annotation, cellular component: nucleus.
AUGACCUCACUCUACAAGAGGAGUAGAGUAAUUAUUGUGUGCACCAAUUGUAAGAAACGGAAAAAAAAGUGUGACCGCAAGGAGCCAUGCUCGAGUUGUAUCAGCAACAAUUUGGACUGUGAAUACACAUAUUUUAACCACAAGCCUUACACUCAAAGUGCCUAUGUUCCUGCCGAUCUCGGACAAAAAAAUGAAAAAAUUGGAAAAAGUGACCAUCCGGCCACAUAUCCUUCCAGGUAUGAAUCACUAGUUGGAAUAAAUCCAUAUGCGGAUCACUCAAUUAUAAAUUUUUACUCCUCGAGUACACUGAAUAGUCCUUUGUCUUGGGAGGCAUUGAUUGGGAAAGACAAAUUUGUCAACAGCUUAUGGUCAAGUCUAUUCACAGCUGACGUGGAACCACUUCAAGUUGAAGAGAAGAAACAAAGUAUAGAUUCUUCAUCUUUCCAUUCAAGGUUGACCAACAUUAUUCCAGAUCCUUUCACAACAUCCCAAUUGAUAGAUCGUUUCUUUUCAUGGGUGUAUACGUUCAUUCCGUUUAUGGACGAGGCCACCUUCAGGACGCGUACAUCCUCAAUUUUGGGCCAAGAACAGUCCACUGAUUAUGCAUGGAUAGGAAUCUUGUUGAUCAUUUUGAGAUUCGCUUCCUUAUCUCAAGGCACAAAUUGUUCUCAUCUCGUCAAAACAGACGCAAUUGAUCUAGCUUGUGAGUGUCUAGUCAGAUCUCACGAUUCGGAUGACAACUUUUCUGUCUUUGUCUUAUCUUUCUUUCUCAAAUUGUACCACAAAUUUUCUCCUGAAGUUUCUGGAAUACAUGAAGGGGAAGCUACUCAGCGAGCCAAUAGAUCGUUGAUUGUCCGUGCUAAAUUACUUGGCUUGGAAAGGGGGAACUUUCAAGAUUUCGGACCUGGAACAAAACUAAUGCAACAAAAGAUAUGGCAGUUUUUGAUUAUGGCAGAUAUGUAUCAAGGAUAUACAUACGGCUAUCAAUUAUCAAUCGCUAAUGGGGCCAGUCACAUAAAGUUUGAUGACCAGAAAAAUCUACUUGACCAGAAUUUCGACCAAUUUGUGUUAGACAUGUUUUUCCUGAGCUUAAAGUUCAACGAUAAGUUGAUUAAUCUAUUAAACUUGAUUCUUAACCCAGAUGGGUCAGCCACAUCAGCAGUUUGCCAAUCACUAUCUAAUUUCGAGAUUAUAAUACUGAACGAAGCUGGGACGUUUGAAAAUUGUCUACAAAAUAGGGAAUCCGAUUUAAGACUAUCACUUAUAAAAAGACAAUUUUCCAUCAAAAACUAUCUCGUUUUCGCUACUUUUCUUGUGUCGAUCUUUUGGCACUUGUUCCUUCAUUUCGAGGAUCAAAAUGUCAAUCUUUCAUAUUACUACCUCGUCAAAUCGACGACUUUAGUCAAUGAACUACUCAUAUAUUUGCCGACAGCAUUAUCCUGUGAUGAAUGUUUAUUCGUUAUUUGUCCAUCCAUUGAGAAGUUUAUCAAUAGAGCUAAUCAAAUACUUUUAGGUUUAGCUUUAAGAUUUUCUCAAUAUAGACAUAAUUCUGUUCGAGACGAUGCAUACAUAAAACGACUUGCUUCAAUCGAAAAAAACUUUGUCAAGUGCAUUCAAUUUUCGUUCACGAUUCUAGACAAGCUACCAUCAUACUAUGUUAACGGUAAAAGGAUCAAAAGCGUUCACUCGAUCCUCUUGAACAAAUUGGACAGUUUCGAAUUUGCUUCAACUAGCAAAAAAUUGCCUAGUCCGUUUGAUGUGGUGCAAUUAGAGGAUAUAUUCAUGAGAAGUCAGAUCCCAGAUUUUGUGGGAUUGGACUUUCAAACUUUACAAUUUGCCGACGAAGUCAUGAUGUUGAAUUUUGAUGUGAAGGAUCGUAUAUUGGAUUUUGACAAAUACUUUCAUGCUUAA